This is a messenger RNA of Hippopotamus amphibius kiboko, 4503 nucleotides long. It is a transcript of the gene STARD7, whose product is annotated as StAR related lipid transfer domain containing 7. Lineage: Eukaryota; Metazoa; Chordata; Mammalia; Artiodactyla; Hippopotamidae. Gene Ontology annotation, molecular function: lipid binding. The coding region runs from base 4 to 1155 and encodes 383 amino acids. The transcript is spliced from 8 exons. The record is from RefSeq and is a predicted model, not a curated record.
AGCAUGUUCCCUCGGGGGCCGCCGGUCGGCCUGGCCGCCUGGUUGGUGGGCGCGGCGGCGGCGGCGGCCGGGCGCGCGGGGGCGCGGGGCGGGGGCCUGCUCGCCCUGCUGGCCAAUCAGUGCCGCUUCGUGACGGGCCUGCGCGUGCGGCGCGCGCAGCAGAUCGCGCAGCUCUACGGCCGCCUCUACUCGGAGAGCUCGCGGCACAUCCUCCUCGGUCGCCUCUGGCGCCGGCUGCGCGGACGCCCGGGCCAUGCCUCUGCCUUGAUGGCGGCGCUCGCCGGCGUGUUUGCGUGGGACGAAGAGAGGAUCCAGGAGGAGGAGUUGCAGAGAUCCAUUGAUGAGAUGAAACGGCUGGAGGAGAUGUCAGGUAUGUUUCGGAGCUCUGGAGUUGAACACCACCCUCCAGAACCAAAAUCCCAAACAGAAGGGACUGAAGAUUCAGGAGGCAAAGAGCAACCGUGGGAAAUGGUGAUGGAUAAGAAACACUUCAAGCUGUGGCGGCGCCCCAUUGCAGGCACCCACCUUUACCAGUACAGAGUUUUUGGAACCUACACAGAUGUGACACCCCGGCAGUUCUUCAAUGUUCAGCUGGAUACAGAGUAUAGAAAAAAGUGGGACGCUCUGGUGAUCAAGCUGGAAGUGAUUGAGAGGGAUGUGGUUAGCGGUUCUGAGGUUCUUCACUGGGUAACCCAUUUUCCUUAUCCAAUGUACUCACGGGAUUAUGUUUAUGUUCGGCGGUAUAGCGUGGAUGAGGAGAACAACGUGAUGGUGUUGGUGUCACGUGCCGUGGAGCACCCUAGUGUGCCAGAAUCUCCGGAAUUUGUAAGGGUCAGAUCAUACGAAUCCCAAAUGGUUAUCCGUCCACACAAGUCAUUUGAUGAGAAUGGCUUUGACUACUUGCUGACAUACAGUGACAAUCCCCAGACUGUGUUUCCUCGCUACUGCGUUAGCUGGAUGGUUUCCAGUGGCAUGCCAGAUUUCCUGGAGAAGCUGCACAUGGCCACUCUGAAAGCCAAGAACAUGGAGAUCAAAGUAAAGGACUAUAUCUCGUCUAAGCCUCUCGAAGUGGGUAGUGAAGCCAAGGCCACCGCCCCAUCUUCUGAGCGGAAGAGCGAGGGUAGCUGUGGCCCUGCCCGGAUCGAGUACGCCUGAAGGGCUUUGGGAUAAGCAGGGACAGGCUGCUUCUAGCCCUGUCUCGGUGUCUUAUCACUCACUCUACUGCAGAACAGGACGUGUAUUCGAAGGUGUCUGCUGUAACCACCAGUGCAAGAUAAUUCAAACUGGUGUCCAGUCUCAUUCAGAGCCCUGUUGCUCUUUAUCAAAACAGAAGAAGGAGGCAUCUGACGGGGCAUUGUCAUAUUCUCAGGCCAAGCAUUUGGAAAUUUGAUGUUUCACUGAGCUAACCUGGAACCAGCCUCUCACCUCAGGCCAGAGGGGACAACAUCUUUUGCUUCCUCUGAGUGGUUUCCUCUGCCCACAUUCCAUUCUCAGCCUCGGUUCUGCAGCACUUUGGGUUUCCUUCAGUUCUGAAGGUCCAGCUGGACCACCUGGAUGGUUGAGUCUUCAGUGAAGGGUCGUAGGGAGUGUUCUUGGUCACAGUCCUGGUGUUGAGUGGGUGUGAACUGUUACUUGGCAGUGUAAGUGCCUUGUCCUCACCUUCUCCUGUCCUUAGGGACAUAAAGUUUGUACCAAGAAAUCUCUCUUCUCGCCUCCCAUUCACACCCCAUUGACUCACCCUGCUCAAAGCAGUUUCCUUUGAGUUGGCCAGUUCUUCAGUAUUCGUGUGCUAGGUCGUCGCUUCCUUCCAUAGCCCAUUUACCAAGAACACUGGGAAACUAAUCCUGUUAGACGGUAGCUGUCUGCAUCAUCAGUGUCUUUGAUAUGGUCAGUGGAGAUGCUCAGCAUAUUACACUUUAGCUUUUUGUUUCUUUUUGUUUUUUAACCUUUGUGUUAAAAAGUGGGAACUGGGGAGCGGAAUAGGAUUUUUCCAUAGUCUGACUGUAUAGAAAGCACCAUUUCGAUUCAGGCAUUACUUUUCACACUUCAGGUUUGACUGGAUGCUGAGCACUUGUCCGUCUUGGAAGGCCAAAGGCAGAAGAGUGGGGGUUGGAGCUCUCAGAGCUGCAGACAAGCUGUGUGAACAGAUAGAUGGAAUCUUGUCCCAAAUGCUUAUAUAAAGGGGGAUGUGGUAUGUGACCUACUUGUCCCUCUGAAAAGCUUUUGCUACUCUUCCAAGCUAAACCAAAAGCAAACUAUGCUGUUAAGAGAAAGUCACAAUCAGAUGGGAUCAGCUUGGCCUGGCUGAUGUGGCUUAAGGUCAUGCUGCCCUCUGACUGGAGAAUCGAGAACAGGCUUUGAAUCCUCCUCCCUCCUCUUAUUAGAAUUAGAACGACCAGAUUUCCCCCCCACCCCCCACUUGCUAUCCUUUUGUGUUGUUGAAAGGCGAGCUAAACUGGAGACUAACUUUAAGUCCCUUGACCUUUUUGUUGCCUAAGUUUUGUGCCAAGGAAAUGCCUGCCCCAGUGUUUCAUGUCUUGCAUUCUCUGUGUCGUUGGCAGAGCAGGGAGAUGCGUCAGGCAGUCCCAGCUUCUCUUCAGUGAUCGUGUAUCCCUCCUCAUCCCAGGACCUGACAGAGGCCAGGGAAGAGUCCCUGGGUUGUGUCAGAACUUCGCACCUGUGGUUGUUGGGAUGUGGGUGGCGUGGGUGAGUGGCGUGAGUGCAUGGGGGUUAAGGAGCUGUGUGUUGCUCAUGUGCUUUUUGGCCAUUUGACUCUGCAUUUGGGGUUGGUCCAUGUAGUUACUUAUGUCAUUGUAAUGAUUUCGCUCCCGACUGUGACAUUUUUAUCAAACGUGUGAAUAAAUACGUAAAGAUUGGUAUGAAAGAGUGUGUCUUUGGACAGAUGUUGGUGGGGAAAUCUUGCAUACUGGGCUUAUUAUUUCUUCCUGAUCAUAAAGUUGAAGUGUGUUUCUGCUGAGAGAGUUGGCACGUGGAAGUGGCAGGGCUUGGUCUUUCUUAGCAGUAACUGGUGCACCGCUCACCACCUUGUCUGGACUGUAAGCCCUUUCCAGGCGAGCAGUGUGGCAACUGAAAACAAACCACUUAUUUCUACUUUGUCUUGAUCAACUAGUGAGCCAUGCCCUUUGCUUUAAAAGAAGGAUCGACGUGGAGCAAAGAGCGUUCGAGCUUUGUUGGGAGGGAGUGAGGAGAGGUGGAGACUCAGGCCUGGGGCUGGAGUUGUGGGGCUGGAGAAGGAGGGUGGUGGGAAGUAAGGUCACAUGGGCAGUUCUGCUGGAAUGCGGAUUUGUGCCCAGGUCACUGAUUCAGUGGAGACGCUGAGCAUGAAUUUUGAGUUUAUGUGUGAUUUUGCCUGUGGGAGACAUGAGAUGAACCCAACGCACAGCCAAACUACCAAUAGCUCUUUCCUCCCUAUUGCUCUCAGAUAAUCCCUGGAAAGAUGUCUGCUGGAAGACUACUGUCAGAGAUCAUAUGCUGUGGGUGCACAUGUGUCUGUAUAACCUCACAUUUUUGUUGUUUUUAUUCAUUUGCUUUUAAAAUAAAUACUUAUUUGGCUGCACCUUUGGUCUUAGUUGCAGCAGGAUCUAGUUCCCUAACCUGGGAUCAAACCCGGGCCUGCUGCAUUGGGAGCACGGGGUCUUAACCACUGGACCAUCAGGGAGGUCCUCGUAUAGCCUCACAUCUGGAGAGCUGGCUGCUCUGGCCUUCAGCCUGCUGCAGAGGCCCCUGCCCAGCGCCCCUGGUGUUCUCCAGGCUCUGCGUGAACACUUCCACGGAGAAGCGGCAGAGUUCUUAACUGAGCAGCGUUUCUGUUGUCAGAUAGCUCCGGCCUUCAGAAAGUUCUUUACGUUGAGACCAAGUGGGCCUCAUACUGUCUACUGACCAGUCAAGCCCUGUCCUUGGAGCAACACUGCAAAACUCUGCCAUGGGAUAGAGCUUCAUGUUCUUGAAGAUGGUGCUCAUGUGACAGCUUUUCCCAGGCUUUAUGUCACCAGCAGCUUCAAAAAUCCUCCAGCUUUUUAUUCCGAACAAUUUCAUGCAUGUAGAAAAGUUGAAAGAGUAAUUUAAAAAAAAAGCCUUAUACGCCCUUCCCCUGCCUUUGCUGGUUAACAGCGUGCUAUAGUUUGUGCUUUAUCUUCCUCUUUGUACACACUUUGCUAUGACUGGACUGUGUCCUAAAAUUCCAAUGCUGGGGCCUAACCUGCAAUGUGAUGGUGGAGAUGUGACCUUUGGGGCUGAUAGGUUUAGAUGAGGUCAUGGGGGGGGGGUCCCCAUGAAGGGAUUAGUGCGCUUAUAUGAACCUGCUAGAGACUCACUAGUUCUCCCUCUCCGGCAUGUGAGGACAUAGGUUGGAAAGCCAGAGAGAGCUCUCACCAGGAAAUGGAAUCAACCAGCAUCUCGAUCUAGGACAUUUAGCCUCCAGAACUGUGAGAAAUAAACUUAUGUUGUUGAAGCCACUCAGUCUGUGGUAUUUUGUUAUUUUGG